This is a messenger RNA of Hypoxylon fragiforme, 1716 nucleotides long. Its product is annotated as 3-beta hydroxysteroid dehydrogenase/isomerase family protein. The record is from RefSeq and is a predicted model, not a curated record. Gene Ontology annotation, molecular function: oxidoreductase activity, acting on the CH-OH group of donors, NAD or NADP as acceptor. The transcript is spliced from 2 exons. The coding region runs from base 205 to 1227 and encodes 340 amino acids. Lineage: Eukaryota; Fungi; Ascomycota; Sordariomycetes; Xylariales; Hypoxylaceae.
GAAAUCAUCUCGGCAUUCGCUCGUAGUAGAUAAAGCGAGACUAUACCCCCCAUCCUUCGUAUCUAAAGCAAACACCCAAGCUUUCUUGUUAUACCCUUCGCCCUUAAAGCUUAUACGAAAACUCCCACCUUCCUCCCCCCCUUUUUUUUUCAUAAGACAAAAUAGUCACCUACUCAUACCGCCCUCUCCACCCCCAUCAAAACAAUGACACGAGUACUCCUGACCGGCGGAUCUGGCUUCAUCGCCUCGCACAUCCUAGAAAGCCUGCUCGACCACGGCUACUCCGUCGUGGCCACCGUCCGCUCCGCGCAGAAGGGGCAGCAGAUCCUCGAUGCCCACAAACACCUCGGCAAGGAGAAGCUCGACUUUGUCAUCGUGGAGGAUGUUCGGAAGCCCGAAGCCUUCGACACAGCCGUCCUCUCCUCCCCCCCCUUCACCGCGGCAAUCCACUGCGCAAGCCCGUACCACUUCAACGCGACCACGCGCUCCGAAAUCCACGACCUCAUCGCCGCCGCCGUCGACGGAACCACCAACCUCCUGCGCGCGAUCCAAGCCCACGCCCCCACCAUAAAGCGCGUCGUCAUGACCAGCUCAUACGCCGCCAUGGUCGACUACAGCAAGCCCAUCACGCGCGCGUGGACGGAGGCGGACUGGAACCCGAUCACGGAGGCGCAGGCGUACACGAGCCCGCAGUCGGCGUACCUCGCCAGCAAGACGUUUGCCGAGCGGGCCGCGUGGGACUUCGUCGCGCGCCAGAAGCCCGGGUUCGCGCUGACGACGAUGAACCCGGCCAUGGUCUACGGGCCCGUGCUGCGGCCCCCGCCCUCCCUCUCCGCCAUCAACACGAGCAACGCGCGCUUCGCCGCCCUCCUCCUCGGCGGCCCCGGCACGCCGUGCCCGCCGACGGUGAACUACCUCUUCGUCGACGUGCGGGACCUCGCGCUCGCGCACGUGCUGGCCCUGCGGAAGCCCGUCGGCGGCCACCGGUUCCUGGUGACGGCGGGGAACUACUGCAACGCGGACAUCGCGCGCGUCAUCGGCGAGGAGUUCCCCGAGUUCAGGGCCAGGAUGCCGACGGGCGAGGCGCUGAGGAGCGGGGAGGCGCCGGAGGAUGGGGGGGUCAACGGGUUCGACAAUUCGAAGAGCGUGGAGGUGCUGGGGAUGAGGUAUAGGGGGUUCAGGGAGGCGGUGGUGGGGGUGGUGGAGAGUGUGAGGGGGCUGUUGUAACUUGUGAGUACCUAGGUUAGGUAUCUGGGGUACGAGGUUGGAAGUUGGAUCGUUGGUAGUGCGCCGGGUAGGUAGUUAGUUAGUUAGUCAAUAGUGGCCCAAUUUCAAUACCUACUUCACCGCAGAAUCCCGUGCAAAAAUAAUACCUAACAAGGACUCCCAUCUUGUGAUUUCGCCAACCUGAACUCUUCUCUUCCAAAGAGGUGUAUUAGGUAGUAGCUGCCAGUGCUCGCCAAGUGCAAGUGACACUGCAAAAUACCUAGGUACUCAGUCCGACCUCAACUCCGUCACAGAAAAUGCCGACAAAUCCCCAUCGACCCAAUUGAAAAAAAAAAAAUCUGAAUAUAAUCUACCUUGCUCUCUACAACAUUACACCUUUUGAAAACCUUGAAACGAGAUCUAUCCGUUAUGCAGAACCGUGCAAGUGAAGUUGACCGGUUUUCAGUGCAAAUUGCAAAUUGGGGGAAUAAAUAUUAAGGGGGGGGGGGG